Messenger RNA from Telopea speciosissima, 507 nucleotides. RefSeq lists its product as uncharacterized. Bases 1 to 507 code for a protein of 168 amino acids. The transcript has a single exon. Lineage: Eukaryota; Viridiplantae; Streptophyta; Magnoliopsida; Proteales; Proteaceae. The record is from RefSeq and is a predicted model, not a curated record.
AUGUCAACCCAAAUGAACUAUGCCACCCUUAUCAAAGACCAUGUUUUGACUGGCCCUAACUAUGUUGACUGGAAGAGGAACAUCAAGUUACUCCUGUCUGCGGAAGGUCUAAUGUCUGUCCUGGAUGAAGAUGAGCCUGAAUUCCCUAAUGAGGAGAACCCUGAUUCUAAGCCUGCCUAUGAGUUGUUUGGACAGAAAAACUCUAAGGCAAAACUCCUCGUGUUGAGUUCUCUGGAGAAGACCAUCGUUGAUUCGGUCAAGGAUCUGUACUUGACCAAGGCCAUGAUGGAGGAGUUAAAGGAGAUGUAUGGGAGGGAAGAACAUCAUGCCCAUCAUCAACUGGUGACACUCCUCCAUGGCACGAAGAUGGCUCAAGGUACUCCGAUUAUUGACCAUAUCAUGAAAAUGAGGAACUUGUUCCUGGAUCUGGAGAACCUUGGGACAUCAUUCAAGCUGAAUUAUAAGACGGAUGUCAUCUUCCACUCAUUGCCUCAGGACAUCUGCUGA